Solanum stenotomum is the source of this 2707-nucleotide messenger RNA. RefSeq names its product beta-amyrin synthase-like. Gene Ontology annotation, molecular function: beta-amyrin synthase activity. The record is from RefSeq and is a predicted model, not a curated record. The transcript has 17 exons. Gene Ontology annotation, cellular component: lipid droplet. NCBI's taxonomy places the organism in Eukaryota, Viridiplantae, Streptophyta, Magnoliopsida, Solanales, Solanaceae. Bases 155 to 2050 code for a protein of 631 amino acids. Gene Ontology annotation, biological process: triterpenoid biosynthetic process.
AGCAGUAAAAGUAGAAGAAGGAGAAGAAAUUAGCCAUGAAAUUGCUACAAUUGCAUUGCGUAGAGCAGUUCAUUUCUUCUCAGCUUUACAGGCUACUGAUGGACAUUGGCCUGCUGAAAAUGCAGGUCCUCUUUUCUUUCUUCCACCUCUGGUUAUGUGUAUGUAUAUCACUGGGCAUCUUAAUACUGUAUUUCCAGCUGAAUAUCGGAAGGAAAUUCUUCGGUAUAUAUACUGUCACCAGAAUGAAGAUGGUGGAUGGGGUUUGCACAUAGAAGGUCACAGUACUAUGUUCUGUUCAGCUCUAAGUUACAUAUGCAUGAGGAUCCUUGGAGAAGGACCAGAUGGUGGCAAAAACAAUGCCUGUGCUAGAGCAAGGGAAUGGAUUCUUGAUCAUGGGAGUGUCACUGCAAUUCCUUCAUGGGGGAAAACUUGGCUCUCGAUUCUUGGAGCUUUUGAGUGGUUAGGAACCAAUCCAAUGCCCCCGGAGUUUUGGAUUCUUCCAUCUUUUCUUCCUAUGAAUCCAGCAAAAAUGUGGUGUUACUGUCGAAUGGUUUACAUGCCAAUGUCUUAUCUCUAUGGGAAGAGAUUUGUUGGUCCAAUCACACCUCUCAUUUUGCAAUUGAGGGUUGAGUUAUAUAGUCAACCAUACGAUCAAAUUAACUGGAAAAGAGUACGCCAUUUAUGUGCAAAGGAGGAUCUCUAUUACCCUCAUCCAUGGGUUCAAGAUUUGAUGUGGGACAGUCUCAACAUAUGUACCGAGACUCUAUUGACUCGUUGGCCUUUCAACAAGCUGAGAAAUAAAGCUCUUGCAGUUACCAUGAAACAUAUACAUUAUGAAGACGAGAAUAGCCGAUACAUCACCAUUGGAUGUAUUAAUAAAGUAUUGUGUAUGCUUGCUUGUUGGGUUGAGGAUCCAAAUGGCAGUUAUUUCAAAAAACAUCUUGCUCGGAUUCCAGAUUAUUUAUGGGUAGCUGAAGAUGGAAUGAAAAUGCAGAGUUUCGGUAGUCAAGCAUGGGAUACUAGUUUUACUAUUCAAGCAUUAUUGGCCUGCGAGAUGAAUGAUGAGAUAUUAGAUACUCUGAGAAAAGGACAUGACUUCAUAAAAACAUCGCAGGUGAAGGACAAUCCUUCUGGUGAUUUUAAAGGGAUGUAUCGGCAUAUCUCAAAAGGAUCGUGGACUUUUUCAGAUCAAGAUCAUGGAUGGCAAGUAUCUGAUUCCACUGCCGAAGCAUUAAAGUGCUGCCUUUUCUUCUCUACAAUGCCUUCAGAUUUAGUUGGUGAGGCAAUCGAACCUGCACGACUGUAUGACUCAGUGGAUGUUAUUCUUACCUUCCAGAGCAAAAAUGGGGGUUUAGCAGCUUGGGAGCCUGCAGGUGCCUCACAGUAUUUAGAGUUGCUCAAUACUACUGAACUUUUUGCGGACAUUGUCAUUGAGCAUGAGUAUGUUGAGUGCACUGGCGCAUCAAUCCAAGCACUAGUUCUGUUUAAAAAGCUAUACCCUGGACACCGGACCACAGAGAUUGACAAUUUCAUUGAUAAUGCUGUUAAAUAUCUUAAUGAUGUACAGAAGCCUGAUGGUUCAUGGUAUGGUUCCUGGGGUGUGUGCUUUACAUAUGCUUCCUGGUUUGCUCUUGGAGGGCUUGCUGCAGCAGGCAAGAGUUACAGCAACUCUGCAGCUGUUCGUAAAGGCGUUGAAUUUCUGUUACGAAGUCAAAGGUCUGAUGGUGGUUGGGGAGAAAGCUACCAUUCUUGUCCUGACAAGGUAUAUAGAGAGCUUGAAACAGAACACUCAAAUCUUGUACAAACUGCAUGGGCAUUGAUGGGAUUGAUUCACUCUGGCCAGUUUGAUAGAGAUCCAAGACCCCUCCACCGUGCGGCAAGGCUGUUGAUUAAUUCUCAGAUGGAAGAUGGUGACUUCCCACAACAGGAAAUAACUGGAGUUGUCAUGAAGAAUUGCAUGUUGCACUAUGCAGCAUAUAGAAAUAUAUUUCCAUUGUGGGGUUUGGCUGAAUACCGCAAAAAUGUCCUAGUACCAUUGAAAAACAACUAAAUAUAUAUUAGCUGACUAUGUGUAUUAAUUUAUGUUGGAAAUUAGUUUAAAAAACGAGUUCGCAAGAUUUAUGCGCCAAUAAAAGUUGAGAUAUACAACAACAACAAUAUAUCAGUAUAGUUCUAGAAAUGAGUUUGGAGGAGGAUAUAUGCCGACCUUCUCUUUAUAUAUUUAGCUGUUAUAUAGAGGUUGUUUUGAUCAACAGAUCCUUGACUUAAGUUGAUACAUAUAUGUCUACAAUAACAACAUAUCUAGUGAAAUCUACAUGAAGUAUCUAGGGAGGAUAGAGUAUACAUAGUCUUUAUAACUACCUCGUAGAGAUAGAGAGACUAUUCCAGAUAGACACUUGACUCAAAAGAAAAAAAAGAAUUUGAAGCAUGGUUAUUAGAAAAUAAGAUGGAAAAAUGCAUAAACAAUAGAUAGUAAUAAACACUGAAGGACAAAUAAACUAUGUGAUUACUAAAUAAUAUUAGUAUAAAGGAGAAACAAAAGAGGAGGUUAGCCCUCUGCCUCCUCACACAUGAAGUGCGAUAUCAGUUCACUACAUACUAGCCUUCUAUCAUAAUCAUCGUCUGCCAUACCUUCUCAUAUAGAGUAAUAUCCUCAAUAAGUUGAGGUUGUGAUGUGUCCCUUCUAAUCACCUCUCACUCAUAUUUU